ACCUUCCAAUUCCUGUCAAGUAAUUUCAAAAUAAGUGUCAUCUAAUUACCUGUCAGAUUUACCAUAAAAAUUCUUGUAAACGUAUCACCAAAAAACUUAGCACAAUGGGCGAAGCAGCAGAAAAUCUUAAUUAUGACUGUAAUUAUAAUAUGUUUCUUGCAAAAAUUAUGCUCUCCAAUUUAUCCACAAAUGAAGAUAGGCAGAAAGCAAUCAAAUGGAUGAAAAAAUUAACCAAUUGUAAUAGAUCUAUUGAAGAAAUGAUGCUACGAAACGACUUUAUGUACUAUUUAGUAGUAAAUAUUCAACAAGGCGAACUUCAACCUCCUUUCACAGAAAAUCCACCUUCUAGCGCAUUGCCAAAUAUAGCACAUCUUUUACCUGGUGGGAUCGCAGAUAUGGAAACAGCCGAAGAAGAACGACCGUCAGCUAGAGGACCCAUGCUGUACGAGAAGUCUCCCGAUGGCGGAGCAUUUUUAGCAGCUCAGCCUGUGCCAAGAUGUGGAGCAUUUUGUUAUUUAGCAGUUGUAGCGAGAGAUUCAAGAAAUAAAGAAUGAUAGUCAAUUGAUUACUGUACUAUAACUUGUCAGUAAUUAGUCCACAUUAAAAAAAAAAAAGAAAGAAAAAACAUAUCGAACUAUUGACAUUGUGCUGUGUAAUAAAUGAUUUUUAUAUAUUUAAA
This is a messenger RNA of Diabrotica virgifera virgifera (western corn rootworm), 679 nucleotides long. RefSeq lists its product as uncharacterized. The transcript is spliced from 3 exons. Lineage: Eukaryota; Metazoa; Arthropoda; Insecta; Coleoptera; Chrysomelidae. The coding region runs from base 105 to 554 and encodes 149 amino acids. The record is from RefSeq and is a predicted model, not a curated record.